Microthlaspi erraticum is the source of this 414-nucleotide messenger RNA. Lineage: Eukaryota; Viridiplantae; Streptophyta; Magnoliopsida; Brassicales; Brassicaceae. The record is from the annotation of a GenBank genome assembly.
AUGGUGUUGUUGAGAAGCAACAAAGUGACGAUGGAACCGGCGCCGAAGUCGACAGAAGCAGCGGAACCAACGAACCCGGAGGCGGAACCGUCGACCUCGACAGAAGGAUCUGUUCCUUUCGUUCCGGAACCGAUGAAGUCAACAGAACCAGUGACGGAACCGCGCCGAAGUCGACAGAAGCGGCGGAACCAACGAACCCGGCGGCGGAACCGUCGAUCUCGACAGAAGGAUCUGUUCCUUUCGUUCCGGAACCGACGAAGUCGACAGAACCGGCGACGGAACCGUCGAACUCGACAGAAGAGGCGGUUCCGACAAAAGAACGUCGAAUCCGACAAAAGCGGGGGAAGUGCCAAAUCCUUCGCAAACAGCGGAACCGACCGACGAAUCUCCGCCGACAGAGGAGACGGAUGGUGA